Gallus gallus (chicken) is the source of this 5622-nucleotide messenger RNA. It is a transcript of the gene SYNPO, whose product is annotated as synaptopodin. The transcript has 3 exons. Gene Ontology annotation, cellular component: nucleus; actin cytoskeleton; spine apparatus. Gene Ontology annotation, molecular function: actin binding. Lineage: Eukaryota; Metazoa; Chordata; Aves; Galliformes; Phasianidae. The record is from RefSeq and is a predicted model, not a curated record. Gene Ontology annotation, biological process: positive regulation of actin filament bundle assembly; spine apparatus assembly; modification of dendritic spine. The coding region runs from base 1560 to 4454 and encodes 964 amino acids.
GUGGUGGGGAUCGCAUCUCUCAGCUCUGCAUCGCUCCUUCCAUGCACUGUCCUCUCCAUGGGACACACCAGGGCCACCGCUUCGCCCCGGUCCCCUCCCUGCUCUGUCCUGGGCACAAGCGGUACCCGAUGACAUUCCCAGUGGUCUCAUACCCAACCCCUUCUCCUCUUUCCCUCCACUGGGAGAUGGCGGCCCCACCACUCGCUGCCCCACGCUUGUGGGGUGAUUUUAGGCAGAAGUGGGGCAAGUUCAGGUGCUGAGGGCCGGGCACAGCCGAAGCACGGCCGGGAGCCAGGAGCAGCACGGGGCAGCAGGGAGCAACCAGCUCCAAAUCCAGCAAAGCCCUCAUGAACGGAGCGCAGGGAGAACUUGCAAGCGAAUCGAAUUUUCUCGCUGUGCCAGAUUUUGUUGCUGGCAGAGGAGAGGCCCCGUGCUCUGAUCCUGCCUGGCAGCACAGAGCUGCUCCACCACUCAAGUCGGGGAUUUUGGGGUCUGUAGGGCCAGCACCGAUGGAAACUUCAUGGGGUUUUUCUACCAGAAGCGCUGGAAGCUGGGAAUGAGGCAGAAAAUUGUCGCGUUUUUAUCUCUGCAUGUUAAUUGUUCCUAGCCAGCCAGACUGCCUGCCUGCGCUACCCUUCUUGUUUUCCUGGCAGCAGAUUAUUUGGGAUAACUGAGAGCUGGAGGGAAGAGCAGACUGAAAUGUGUGCGUUUGUGUGCGCGCUGCAAAAAGCCCCGCACAGCUGUAGUUCAGGCAGAGGGCCAGCUGGCUUCCCUGCCCCAAACCUGCUCCGUGUCCAAAGCCCUCAGCAUUUGGGUGCAAACAGUGGGUUCCCCAUCCCCAGCACUGCCCAGGGGCGGCUGUGGGUCCGUACAAAGGUAGUGGAGUUGAGGUUUGUCGUUUUUCUCUUCUUGGCCUUGGAUGUCCCUCAGCUCUGUAGGACUGGUGCUGGGCAUGGGGUGACAUCCUCUGUGAUGCACCCUGAGCAUUCUGUGUGAGCCGGGAGUGGGGCUGGGAUGCAAUUCCCCCAUCUGUGCCCAGACAUCUCAGUGUCACACCCAGACCUGUGAGGUACAGCUCCCAGCUCUCUGUAUGUCUUCCAUCAUUGCUGUGUAAUACCACGGAUGUGUUUCACCCUUCAUCCCUGUGCGAGGAGACCCAGCGUUGGCAUGGAGAGCUGAGCUGGAAGGAGGGCUUUUCCCAUCUGGCCAGGAAAGGAGGACAACAGAAAUGCCUUUCAUCACCCUCACUCUGGAGGAGAGAGCAGAGGGAGGGCUGACAGAUUGGGAAGAGGCUGUUUAACCCUGAGCUGUUGCUGGAAAUACAAGGAGCAAGGGCCUAUAUAGGUCUCUCCCGCAGCUCCAGCCUCUCUGAGAAGGAGCUGAAAGAGGCGAAGGCGCGGAGCCGCAGGAUCGUGGCACAGCUCACCACGGCACCCGGCCCCAGCUCCAAGGGCGUGCUGCUCUUCCACCGCCGCAGGCAGCGCGUCGACGGGCUCACUGGGACUGGCACGGGGCAUGGCACGGGGCUGCCCCUGAGCCUGGGGGCACAGCCAGGAGACAUGGAGACGGGCGAGGGGCACAGCAGCCGGGGGACGCUGGGGGAGCAGGAGGACGUGGCAUCUCGCCAGGAGUCCCCUACUGAGGCUCAGCAAGUCCCAUUGAGUAUCUACCUGAAGGAGAACAUGGCACUGGCUGCUGCCAAUGGUGUGCACAAGGAGAAGGUGGAGAGCGAAGUGGGAGGGGUCCAGGGGACAGGGGACAGCUUGGGGACAAGAGUGGCCACUCCUGCCCCACCAGAGAGUGCAUGCGUUCCUAAGCAGAAGAAUGGUGAGGUGCCCAGUGUGCCCGUGGUGACAGCCAACACACCCGUGGGGACAGCCAGCACAUCCUUAGGGACGGUCAGCAUGCCCACAGGGACAGCCAGCAUGACCAUGGGGACAGCUGGCACACCUCUGGGGACAGACAGUGUAUCCAUGGGGACAGUCACCAUGCCCGUGGUGACAGCCAACAUGACCGUGAGGAGAGCUGGCACGCCCAUAGGGAUGGCUGGUACACCUGUGGUGACAGCCAGUGCACCCGUGGUGACAGCCAGCAUACCUGCUGGUGUGGCAAUGGCCAACACAGCCAUGGGGACAGCCAGUGAGCCCAUGGUGUCAGCCAACAUAACCACAGGGACACCCAGCGCACCCAUGGUGACAGCCAGUGUGCCCACUGGGGCAGCCAGCAUGCCCGUAGGGACGGCCAGCACACAUAUAGUGACAACCAGUGUGCCAAUGGGGACAGCCAGCUCGCACACAGUGGCAGCCAACAUACCGAUGGGGAUGGCCGAUGCAGCCAUGGGAACGGCCAAUGCGCCCAUGGGGACAGCAAGUCCUCCCACGGUGACAUCCAACGCACCCGUGGUGACAUCCAACAUACCCACAGUGACGGCCAGCACACCCCCAGGGACGGCUCCCCCAGCCACGCAGGCACAGAGCAGGGCUCAGAGCAGGCAGUACUACGAGGUGCACCUCACCCUGGCCAAACCCAAACCAGUGAAGAACCGCACGGCGCGGCCGUUCGGCACCCAAACACCCCCCGGGCUGAGCCAGCCCCCGGAGCGAGCCCCCGGCACUGAGCCCCCGCCACCCACCUAUGCAGAGACGCUGGGUAGCCCACCCCCACUCAGCAGGGUUCGCUCGCCCCCCACCUACUCGGCCCUGUACCCCCCCGGGGAGCAGAAGGCACCGUCAGGCCCCAGUUAUGGGCUGGCGGCAGUGGUCCCCUUGCCCAAAACGGGCAUCCUGGAGGAGUCGGCGGCACGUAGGGGCCACAAGAAGUCCAUGUUCACCUUUGUUGAGAAGCCCAAGUUGGGCCCCAACCCUGACCUGCUGGAUUUGGUGCAGAGCGCGGAUAUCAGGAAGAAGCAGAAGGAGCAUGGGGAUCCCGGUGCCGAGGAUGAGCCCUUCGCUUUAGGGGCCGAAGCCGCCAACUUUGUCCCCGCCAGCGCAUCCAGGGCUGCGCAGCCCCUCCCGGUGCCCGACGAUGCCCCGGCGUGGUCCUCCUGCCUCAAGUCUCCCAUGGUGAAGCCGAAGCCGAAGCCGCAGCCCAGCCACAACCUGAGCGAGGCCAGAGGGAAGGGGGCUGAGCUCUUCGCCCGCCGGCAGUCCCGCAUGGAGAAGUUCAUCAUCGAGGCUCCCUCCCAGCCCGAGUUGCUGCGCUCCCCAUCGCCCACCAUGUCGCUGCCUCCCUCCUGGAAGUAUGAUGCCAAUGCUUGCCUGUCGCCCAUGGUCUCCAGACACCCCACCAGGAGCCCAUCCCAGCCCUCCAAAACCCCCCCUGCCUCUCUCUACGGCAACAACCCGACGGAGAACGAGGCGGAGCUCUCCAAGCACCAGCCCUACCAGCUCCAGCCUUCGCUCUUCAUCCUCUCCCCAUCCAAAGCUCCGGCGAGGUCCAUGCCACCACCCAGACCCUCACCUCCCAGCACUUACUCCUACCCACAGCAAACCUCCUGCCCCACCUCCCCGCUGCCUCCGUCCCCCAUUUGGCAACCUCCCACCACACACGGGGCCGCUUCCAGCCCUUUCCUCAGUGCCACUGGGGCUCUGCCCAUGACUCACAGUGCCGGAGGCGGUGGUGCAGAGCUGCUGCUGGCAUCGCCGUGCCACGGGCGCUCCCCUCGAGCCAAGGGCGGCUUCCAGGCACCUCGACCCUCCUACUCCACCAGGAACGCGGGGAUCGAGCCACAGGAAAGGCGGCCGUCCCUCCCCGCCUCGCCCACCUGGACCCCACGGCUGGCGCGGCACCAGGGCGCCCAGGACGGCUGGGCCAGCCCCGUCUCGGUGCCCGAGCUGGAGCAGGGGCCGCCCCGGUCCCCGCCGUGGAGCGAGCGCUCUCUGUCCCCGCAGCGGCAGGACGCCGAGCCCCGCGCCAGCCGCCAGAUGCAAGCGCGGCUCGCCAGGAACAUCAUCAACGCAGCCCGCAGGAAGAGCUCCUCUCCCAAACCCCCGGGGCCGGAUGGCUCCCGGCCCUUCACCCCCCCUGCCGUGGGUCCCCCCGGUUUGCCGCAGGGGUGCAAAGCCGCGGCCCCGCAGCGUGCCCGCAGCGUGCCGGCUGCGCCGGGCAGCCCCUCACCAUCGCACAGAUCGCCCCUAACAGAGGGGCCCUGCGCCUCCCCAGGGGUGUCCCGAGCCACCUGGGCGGAGGGCCGCCGGCUCCUGCUGCCACCCAGCCCGGCCGGGCCGUCCCCCACUCCAAAGAGCCCUUUGCCGUCGCCGGUGGUGGGCGCGCGCUCCCCGGCCAAGCGCUACAGCUCCCGGUCCCCGACGGACUCGGACGUCUCCAUCGACUCCGAAGACUCGGGAACCAAGAGCCCGGGCAUCCACAGCUUCAACCUGUGUCCGCGGGGCUGGAGCGGGAGCCUGAGGCUGAAGGCGGGGGGGCUGCCGUCGGGGGCCCAUUGCACCUCUUAGGGCAGCCCCAGCCGCGCACACCGCUUGGGGACGGGGCGGCCCCCGCGGUGCCACCCGUAGGAUGGGUGACAUCGCUCUCGGUUCGGGUCCCCAGGCAGGGAGAGGCUCCGGGCUGGGGGUGCACGGGGUGGCCCCGUCCCUAUCAAGGCAUCACCGGGGUCAGCCACCUCCCGCCCGCCCACAGCCCCGUGGCCCAGAGCUAUUUUUGGCACCCUAACCUUUCGGGGCAGGACUGCGUGCUCAGCACUGAGCGCAGGGCAGCUGGCAGAGGGACCAUCCCUGUGCCCAGUGCUGGGGGGGCACAGCCCGGCACCCCACGGCUCAGCUUUCUGGGGGUGGCACAGCACGGUUGGGGCACCCUGCCCAGCCCUGCUUGGCAGCCCGGCUGCUUUCAAUUGAAACCAGAUUUGGGGGGAGGAGAAGUGAAUAUUUUAUCCUCCCUGCCUCCAAAUCUUCCUCGCUUUUAUGGUUUUUUUUUUUUCUUUUUUACUUUUGACCCCUCCAGAAGGAACGUCUCCUAAAUUCUUCCCUAGAGUGAUAACGAAGAUAUCCGGAGUUAUUUAUUGCCAUGCCAAGGGGACCGUGGACACGUCGCUUCCCUCUGCCCGGGCAGAGAGGGCCAGCGCCAACCCCUGUCACUGUCCUCAUCCCUGUUCCCAUGGAGGGACAGGGCAGAGAUGGAGGGCAGUGCAACAGGGGGAGAUGGGGGCAUGCAGAAGGCAGCAGUGCAGGUUGCAGAGGGCUGGGAGGAGGUCUGGAUGCAGGUGUGAGGGUUUGGGGACAGGUCGGUGUCUACAUGGGAGCUCCCUGCAAGGGGCCGAGCUCCCUGGAGCACAGCAGCAAUGGUAAGUGAUGGGGGGCUAUGGGGAGAGGGGGCAAUGGAGCGGGCACAGUUAUAGGGCAGAGCCCGGGGAGCGAUGCUGGGAGAGCUAAGGCAGCAACUUCAGGGAACGGGGAGGGUGCAGCCCUGGUGCCAGCGAGAGCAGCAAAGGAAACGGGGGUGUUACCAGGGCACGGUGCCUCUUAGGGGAGCCCCUGUCCCCCUCUCCCUUCCCCUGGCACACAGUGUGGUAGCAAGCAUCCUCGUCCCCCGGGUUCUGCAGCCGCCGCACCCCGCCUGCGCCAUGCACAUGUAUUCCCAGCUCAGAAAUAAACUGCCGCUAUCCCA